Aedes albopictus (Asian tiger mosquito) is the source of this 496-nucleotide messenger RNA. RefSeq names its product chymotrypsin inhibitor-like. The transcript has 2 exons. Lineage: Eukaryota; Metazoa; Arthropoda; Insecta; Diptera; Culicidae. The record is from RefSeq and is a predicted model, not a curated record. Bases 93 to 341 code for a protein of 82 amino acids.
CCCAUAUAUUCAGCGCUCGUAGCACAUCGCAUUUCACAUUCUAAGUUAACGUUGUUCACUAUACUCACCGCCACAUUUUUUUCGUGUUAAAAAUGCGAUCAUUCAUCAGUGUGGCUUUCUGUUUGGUCUUGCUGUUGGCCAUUGUUGGUGCUCAGCCAGCGAAUAAUCAGCGCCCCAACGAGGAGUAUAGGGCGUGCGGUUCAGCGUGCCCGGACACGUGCGCCUCGAUCAAGCAGAAACCCGGCAUGUGCGUUGCCCAGUGCAUUAGUGGAUGGUUUUGCAAGAGUGGAUACGUUCGGAAUGCAGCCGGAAAGUGUGUUUUGCGAUCGCAGUGUCCUUGAGAAGGAGCAACUUAAAAAUAAGAAUUUGAUCUAGGCUACGAUCAAAUUUGCCUCAUUGGCCAUAUUUUUUUUUAGUAAGAAUUUGACCAGCACCAUUAACUAAAUAAAUCAUACUAGGAACAUGAUAUUCUAAAUGCAUUGUUUUAACCCAUCAG